Messenger RNA from Recurvomyces mirabilis, 1743 nucleotides. RefSeq lists its product as uncharacterized. The transcript has 2 exons. The record is from RefSeq and is a predicted model, not a curated record. Lineage: Eukaryota; Fungi; Ascomycota; Dothideomycetes; Mycosphaerellales; Teratosphaeriaceae. Bases 1 to 1743 code for a protein of 580 amino acids.
AUGGAUCCCGGAACUGCUCUGAGCGUGGCCAGCCUGGUCUUGCAAGUAUCCCAAGGCCUAUAUAACUACUACCAGGUCUGGAAAGGUUGCGAAAAGGACGUCAAAGACCUCCGCACCAGACUCAUAUGGCUCAGUAUAGCUGCAGACAGUAUCAGAGCUGCCUUGAUUCGCCCUGGUCUGCAACGAGAGGACAACACUUUGGUGUUCCGGGCUCUGAACAAAUGCGAGGGCGCUGCUCACGAACUUGAGCAGGCACUCGACAAAGUACAUAAGAUAGAACCAGAGCCUACGAUAGCUCUUCAGAAAUUCAAGGCGAUUGGUGCAAAAGAGGGACGGAAGGCAUUGUAUCCUUUCUGUGAGCCGACCGUCCGGAGCAUUGUGAAAGAGGUCGAAGAGUGCACCAAGGCUUGCGAUAGUGCACUCCAAAUACUCCAUCUUAAUCUCGACAUCAGCACCGCAGAAAAGCUCGAUGCCAUGGAUGGCCGCAUCGCCUCUGGCCUGACAGACCUGGCCUCUGCGCUACGGGACCUCCAGAUCUCAAGCCAGACUCAAAGCAAUACUACAGCACAACACAUCGAAACGCAAUCGACCAGGAACUUGAACGCCACCCAAGAAGCACGCCUCGCGCUCGAGCACAGACACGAUCGCACAGAUUCAUUGCUUCUCACGGCUCGAGAGGAGAAACAGGCCGCGACAAUUAUCGAAAGCUUGGCUUAUCCCGAGAGGGAGUAUCGUAAGCAGCAGAUCGAGUCUGCUAACGAUUCCACGCUAGAAUGGGUCUUCGACAAGAGUGAUACGCGAGACUGCGACCUUGCCGCAUGGCUCGAGACCGGCAACGGUAUAUAUUGGAUCACUGGAAAGCCUGGAUCUGGUAAGUCGACCUUUAUGAAGUUUUUGGCCGAAGACGAGAAGACUGAGGCCUUGCUCGAAUGCUGGAGCAAAGACCACCCUUGUACGAUCAUCAGCCACUAUCUAUGGGUGGCAGGAACGAAGUUGCAGCAUUCAUAUGAAGGAAUGUGGCGUAAUCUGCUGCACCAACUCUUGAGCCUCCGACCUGAUCUGGUGUCUAAAGUAUGCCGUAGACAGUGGAAAUCUGGCAGCAGGCAAUGUAACACCAAGGAUCUUCUGCCAUGUCUCACUGAAGCAGUGAAGUUGUGGAGUAGGAACAUCUGCCUUUUCGUGGACGGCCUUGACGAAUUUAGCCCGGAAAGUGAGCAUCCUACACUCUUGCGGGCUCUCAAAGGACUACAGGCGUUCCCUCAUGUGAAGGUCGUCAUGUCUAGCCGGCCUUGGCCAAUCUUCGAGCGCAGUCUGAAGCUCUAUCACAGCUGUACCAUGGAACGCUUCAAUAGAUCGGACAUUAUAGCAUGUUUGCGGGAUGGAUUCGAAGAAUCAGCCAGUACUAGUGGUCUCCAAUCACUGCACUGGGAGUGCCUAGAGCAGUACGCCCAUUUCGAACGGGAAGGACUUGAGGAGAAUACAAGAUACUUCUGCAGCAUUUGCAAAGAGUGCGUCCCCAACUACGAAGCGGUGCACAUGGCUAAAGACCUGGUGGCGAGAGCAAAUGGCGUCUUCCUUUGGGUCCACUUGAUAAUGAAAAGUAUACGCGCGCGAAUCAUCGGCAGGCGACCCAUCGCGGAGUUGAUAAAAACGGUCGAUGAGUUUCCCAGCGACCUUGAGACUUAUUUCCGCAAACUGAUCUACAGUCGCAUUGGCGAGACCUGGACAGAACAUGGAUUGUAG